ACACCACCAAUGACCAAACCCAGAAUCAAUAUCUAAUUGUUUUGAUACCACCCUCAAAUAGUAGUUUUCAUUUACCAUCAAUGGAGGACUUACCAUCAAACAUCAUGGUUGAUAUUCUUUCAAGACUUCCGGUCAAGACAAUAAUCCACUGCAGGUGCGUAUGCAAGAAGUGGCGAAAUAUAGUUUCGGAGUCUCACUUUGCUAAUAUUCACCUUUCGCGAUCACCUGCUGGUUUGAUGAUCUGGCAUCAAUCUGAGCAGCUUAUGACCGGUUACUGUAAACCAGGCGUAUUGAAGUGGGUGGAGAUUAGUGACGAUGACCACCGUUUACUCCAUGACCCUGUCAUGAGCCUUGAUCUGAGUCUUGCACCGGUUUUCCAAAAUGUUCAAAUACAACAGGUGGGCUCAGUCAAUGGUUUGCUAUGCUUAUGGAAAUUUGGUCCUGAAGGUGAUAACACUUUUAUAUGCAAUCCCAUUACCAGAGAAUACAUGAUCCUCCCUAGGCAAAAAUACUAUAGAGAAGGUUAUGCCAUAAUCGUUUAUGGUUUUGGAGUCGGUUUACAGACGAAGGAAUACAAAGUUAUACGGACUUUCCAAGGGGAUAUUCCACCAAACCAAUAUGGAAGUACGUCUCGACCAAGUCUAUUAGAAGCCGAGGUUUUCACCCUUGGCACGGGCCAGUGGAGGAGUCUUGGCCAUGUCCCAUAUUGGCUCAGUGGGUGGGAUGGGCCAUUUCUAUACGGCAAAGCUCAUUGGAUGGUUGUUGACCAGGAUGCCCCAGAAAAGCUUUGUACUUUCGAUUUCGACAAGGAGACAUUUCAGUUAUUUCCAUCUCCCCCAUCUGAAGCUAUAGAAGAUAGUAGCAUCCAUUUCCAAAGUUUGGCAGUCUUAAAUGGUUGUUUAAGUCAAUCUGAUACCUACGAUUCUCAAUUUAUGAUAUGGGUGAUGAAGGAAUACGGGAUGAAAAAGUCGUGGCAUAAAGAAGUGGUGACCAAGCUGUUGGGAAUCAGUGUAUCAUAA
Messenger RNA from Helianthus annuus (common sunflower), 1019 nucleotides. Its product is annotated as F-box protein At3g07870. The transcript has a single exon. Lineage: Eukaryota; Viridiplantae; Streptophyta; Magnoliopsida; Asterales; Asteraceae. The record is from RefSeq and is a predicted model, not a curated record. Bases 81 to 1019 code for a protein of 312 amino acids. Gene Ontology annotation, molecular function: protein binding.